Molecule: messenger RNA, 3158 nt
Organism: Hevea brasiliensis (rubber tree)
Lineage: Eukaryota; Viridiplantae; Streptophyta; Magnoliopsida; Malpighiales; Euphorbiaceae
Product: disease resistance protein TAO1-like
Exons: 5
Coding region: 258-3158 (966 amino acids)
Biological process (GO): defense response; signal transduction
Molecular function (GO): protein binding; ADP binding
Source: RefSeq, a predicted model, not a curated record
UCAAUCCCACACGCCAAGUUUAGAAUUGAAUCCCAAUCAAUUAUUAGACCCACUCUACUGUUUUGCAUUUAAUUUUGUGGACCAAAUGGAGCUAUACGAUCCUUCCUGGACGGCAAAUCUGAUGUUGACUAAAAGCUCUUCAUUUGUUCAUAAAUUUCUUGCAUCAGACUAGUUUACCCAAAUAUUCAUCUCUUGUAUUUUGCUUUCUCUACCUUCUCCAAACUCAGCUGCACAAGAUCCUUCUGUUAUCACUGAUCAUGGCUUCUACUUCUUCCACUCCUCCCAAUCAGGGAAAGAAAUGGGAUGUUUUUAUUAGUUUUAGAGGCGACGAUACGCGUUAUGGUAUUCUCUCCCAUCUCUCUGAUGCCUUGAAGGACAAACAAAUCAAGACUUUUACGGAUGAAGAGCUCCGUAAAGGAGAAGAGAUCUCACCCGAGCUCUUGAAAAUAAUCCGGGAAUCAAGUGUCUCAAUAGUCCUUUUCUCUGAAAAUUAUGCAAAUUCUCCAUGGUGUUUGGAUGAGCUUGUUGAGAUACGAAAAUGCAAGGAAGAAUCAGCACAAAUAGUUCUGCCGGUUUUUUACAAAGUAGAUCCAACUGACGUUCAAAAGCUUUCAGGGAAUUUUGGGGAGGCAUUUGCUAUUGCUAUGGAUGGGGAAAAAGGCAGUUCACAAAAGGUGGACAACUGGAAGCGUGCUUUGAUGGAAGUAAGCAACAUAGCAGGAUGGGAUUCACAGAAAAUCAAGUCUGAGGCCGAAUUAGUUCGUGGAAUUGUCAAUGAUGUUUCAAACAAAUUUAGCCAUAUGUCUAAAAGUGAUGAUUCUUGUUAUCGCAACUUGAUUGGAAUUAAUCCGCGUGUAGAAGAAGUGGAACGGUUGUUAACUGAUAAGCAAAUUGUAAGAAUUUGGGGGAUGGGAGGUAUUGGUAAAACAACUAUUGCACGACAAGUAUUUCAUCGAAACAAGAAUAAAUUUGAUGGUCAUUGUUUCGUUGAAAAUGUUAGGGAAACAAUGACAAAGCAAUCACCAGAUGAUGUACGGAACAAAAUCAUUUGUGAAUUACUAAGGGAAGAACGUAUAGACUAUUUGAAUGAUCGUAUUCACAAAAGGCUGAAGAGUAAGAAGGUAUUGAUUGUUUUUGAUGAUGUAGAGGAUCGAAACCAUUUAAAAGAUUUAGCAGGAGAGUGUGAUUUGUAUGGUGAGGGAAGUAGAAUCAUCAUAACUAGUAGAGAUUCACUUGGUUUAUCAGAAGAAAGCAUAUAUGAGGUUAAGGAGUUAAUUGAUUCUCAAGGUCUGGAACUCUUUAGGUUACAUGCCUUCGAGCAAAAUCGUCCCAAGGAAGAAUAUAAGGAGCUAUCAAAGGAGGCGACAUUCCAUGCUAGAGGCAAUCCACUAGCUCUUAAAGUUUUGGGAUCUCAUUUAUUGGGUAGGACGAUAGAAGAAUGGGAAAGCGAAUUGGAAAAAUUGAAAGGCAAAUCUCUUAAAAAAAUUGAAGUUGUUUUGAAAAGAAGUUAUGAUGGGCUAGAAAAGAAUGAACAGGAAAUAUUUCUUGAUAUUGCAUGUUUCUUCAAAGGGAAAGAUAAAGAUGAGGUUGAGAGAAAAUUAAAAGCAUUUGGUUUCUAUCCAAAAAGUGGAAUACCUUGUCUAAUUAAGAAGUCUCUGAUAACUAUUUCAAACAAUAGGGUAGAUAUGCAUGACUUGCUAGAGCAAAUGGGCAAGGAAAUUGUUAAUGAGGAAUGCAAACAGCCUGGCGGACGCAGCAGGUUGUGGAAUUAUGAAGAUAUUGAUCAUGUAUUGACAACAGAGACGGUAAGGACCAAAUUAAUCAAUGAAGCUUUUAUCAUUAUCAUAUUUGAAUUUUGUAAGAAUUGUAGAUCUCGUGACGAAUUAAAUGAAUCUGCGAACAAAAACUUCGAAUGCGUGGGAGCAAACUCAUACAACUGUGGAAUGGAGGAGAUAAGCUACUCUCGUAACCUGAUCCGGAUUCCGGACUUGUCAAGUAUUGCCCCAAAUGUCGAGAUUUUAUAUUUGGGACUAUGUUCGAGUUUGGUUGAAAUUCCCUCUCUUCAAAAUCUGAGCAAGCUUACUGAACUUGACUUAACUAGAAUCAAAGAUUGUCCAGAGAUUCCGUGUAAUAUAAGGAUUCUAAAUUUAGAGGACACUGAACAACUGCCCUCGUCAAUUAAGCAUCUGUCUCAACUUGUCAUAUUGUCCUUGGAACAGUGUAGAGCACUCGAGAGUCUUCCAAGCAGCAUUGGCAAUUUGAAACGUCUUGAAGAACUUGAUCUACGUGAAUGUUCAAGACUCGUGACUAUUCCAAGCAGCAUAGGCGAGUUGAAAUGUCUUGAAAAAUUACUUCUCUUUGGAUGCUCAAAUUUAGCAAGUCUUCCUGAAAGCAUCAAACAACUUUCGAAGUUGAAACUGCUUAAUUUAAAAUGUUGCAACAGACUUAAAAGUUUACCAGAGCUUCCAUCAUGCUUAGAAUUAUUAAAUGCAGCUGAUUGCCGCUCUCUGGAAUCUGCAUCAAUUUCUUUGAAUUUCUUAGAACAUGAAGAUGAAAAUGAAGAAGCAGAUAAAAGUGAACAUGAAAAUGAAGAAGCACAUAAAAGUGAAUCUGAAGAUUGCAAAUUUCUUGAUUUUAGUAAUUGCGUCAAAUUGAAUAAGAAAGUAAUGGAGGAUGUUUUUGAAGCGCAACUGUUGGGUCAGAAAGUUACAUUAGUGAUGGCAGGAGGUGAAGUGCCAGAAAGGAUGAGGUAUAAGAAUAAAGGAUCCUCGCUUUCCUUCAAACUUGACCUUCGUCACGUAAUUGCCUUCUCUUUCUGCGUUGUUCUUCGUCCCAGAGGUCGUUUUUAUUUUCCUGGAUUUAAAGUGGAUUUCAUAUGUGAAUCUGGAAAUAGGCGGGAACGUAAUGCGUUCAACUUAUAUAGCGAUAGGUUCGUUGCGAAUUGGAAUCGUUAUUAUGCAUGUCCGUCUAGUUCGGACUCAUCACAGGUGUUGCUUUCAUUCAAUGGAUUGAGGACACGUUUUGAUGAAGAGUGUUUCGUUAAGGCCUCAUUUUGCUGCAACGCUGACUGUUUCGUGGAUCUGCAGGAAAUUAUGGAGUGUGGGGUCCAUCCUAUAUAUAGUAGAGAUAAAAGGAGAAGCAGACCCCACUCAAUCUAA